Molecule: messenger RNA, 1715 nt
Organism: Arachis ipaensis
Lineage: Eukaryota; Viridiplantae; Streptophyta; Magnoliopsida; Fabales; Fabaceae
Product: eukaryotic initiation factor 4A-15
Molecular function (GO): RNA helicase activity; nucleic acid binding; ATP binding
Source: RefSeq, a predicted model, not a curated record
CUCACUUUACAAAACACUCUCUCUUAUUAUCUCUCCUCAACUCCGCGGCGUAGAUCCGAGGAGUUUGGGAAACCCUAACUCCGUUCAAUCUUCUUCACUGCGAAAAUCUUCGUCUUCGUCUUCUUCAUCAUCAACAUCAACAUCAACAUCAUCAUCAUCCGCAGUCAUGGCAGGAGCUGCACCUGAGGGAACACAGUUCGAUGCUCGUCAAUUUGAUGCCAAAAUGAAUGAUUUACUCACAGCUGAUGGACAGGACUUCUUCACAUCUUAUGAUGAGGUGUACGAUAGCUUUGAUGCUAUGGGUUUGCAAGAGAAUCUCCUCAGAGGCAUUUAUGCUUAUGGUUUUGAAAAGCCAUCAGCUAUUCAGCAAAGGGGAAUAGUCCCAUUCUGCAAGGGACUUGAUGUUAUUCAACAGGCCCAAUCCGGAACUGGAAAAACUGCAACUUUCUGCUCUGGAAUCCUGCAACAACUUGACUACAGCCUGACUGAAUGUCAGGCCUUGGUUUUAGCGCCAACCCGUGAGCUUGCUCAGCAGAUUGAGAAGGUCAUGCGGGCGCUUGGAGAUUAUCUAGGUGUGAAGGUUCAUGCCUGUGUGGGAGGCACCAGUGUUCGUGAAGACCAACGCAUUCUAGCCAGCGGUGUUCAUGUUGUUGUUGGUACUCCUGGACGUGUCUUUGAUAUGCUGCGCAGACAGUCACUUCAGCCGGAUCACAUUAAAAUGUUUGUGUUGGAUGAGGCUGAUGAAAUGCUUUCAAGGGGUUUUAAAGACCAGAUCUACGAUAUAUUCCAGUUGCUGCCAUCUAAGAUUCAGGUUGGAGUUUUCUCUGCCACAAUGCCCCCUGAGGCCCUUGAAAUUACUAGAAAGUUCAUGAACAAACCUGUGAGGAUCCUUGUGAAGCGCGACGAGCUCACUUUGGAGGGUAUAAAGCAGUUUUAUGUCAAUUGUGAGAGAGAGGAAUGGAAGCUCGACACACUUUGUGAUCUGUACGAGACAUUAGCCAUUACCCAGAGUGUCAUUUUUGUCAACACCAGAAGGAAAGUAGAUUGGUUGACGGACAAGAUGCGAAGCCGAGACCACACGGUGUCAGCCACCCACGGAGACAUGGACCAGAAUACAAGGGACAUCAUUAUGCGGGAGUUCCGUUCUGGGUCUUCCCGUGUUCUGAUAACAACCGAUCUUCUGGCACGUGGUAUUGAUGUUCAGCAAGUGUCUCUCGUAAUAAACUAUGAUCUCCCUACACAGCCCGAGAACUAUCUCCACCGUAUCGGUCGUAGUGGUCGGUUUGGUAGGAAGGGUGUUGCCAUCAACUUUGUCACGAAGGAUGAUGAAAGAAUGCUGUUUGACAUCCAGAAGUUUUAUAAUGUGCAAAUCGAGGAGCUGCCUGCAAAUGUUGCUGAACUCCUCUGAUGAGAUUUUGUCUUCCAACAUGUCUGAGAAAAGCUAGUUUAUGUUUGGUUAAGUGUUAUGUAAUGUUUCUUCUCCCCCUUCCCCAACGCCUCUUUUUUUCCUCAUUUGGUAUUUCCUUUGAAACCCUUUUUUAAUGGGCCUAGUAAGUUUAUUUAGAUUGUCAGUCGUUUGGAUAUCGAAGUGUAAGGUAUUUUAAAUUGGAAACCGAUUAUUGCCCAUUUUGGUGUAUGGCUGUGUCGCACGUUUCUGUAAGGUAAUUUAUCUAUUGGCACUUUUUGUGGCUUAUGUUUGGCCUUUUCUUUAGGUA